UUCAGUUUAUUUGUAUAGCCCAAUUUCACAAAUUACAAAUUUGUCUCGGAGUGCUUUACAAUCUGUACACAUAGACAACCCUGACCUUUGACCUCACAUCGGAUCAGGAACAACUCCCAAAUAACCCUUCAGGGGAAAAAAGGGAAGAAACCUUCAGGAGAGCAACAGAGGAGGAUCCCUCUCCAGGAUGGACAGAACAAUAGAUGUCAUGUGACUAUAUGAACAAUAGAUGUCAUGUGACUAUAUGAACAAUAGAUGUCAUGUGACCAGAAGGACAGAUUUAGAGUUAAAAUACAUUCAAUGAAUAUGACAGUGUAUGAAUAGUUCAUAGUAGAACAUAGUAGUUCCACUCUGAUACUCACGUUGUCACUUUUAGGUAAAGUAAUAAAGUGGGAGGUAAUAUUUUGGCAUCUAAAAACUACCAAACGGUGUGGUCCGAGAACAUUUGCGAGAGGUGUGGAGGCAGGGAAAUGAUGUGUUCAGGGGGCCCAGCUGGCACUUGAGGGCAGCAUGGAGUUGUAACGGGAGGUGCUGGGGCCUUUUGUGGCCACAUGGCUUAAAGGCAACCUCCCGUCACCUCGGAAACCAGGAGCGCCGGCCGCUCUUAUCCAAUCAUGUCAGGAAUGCUGGUCGUCACUCGGUUCAGGCUAUUUCUGCCGUCUGUCGCUAGAGCUCGGUAGUGCUCCGUCUGGCAUCCAGGGAUCCUUCUCGCCGCCCUCCCACACCUUUCUCCCUCGCCACCGUUAUGACAAUCCUCAGAGUGCGCCGGGUCGAGUUGUCCGCCGUUUUUGCACCGUUUAGUUUUUUGCGGCGUGACUCCUGUUCCCCGCGGAUGGAAAGUUGCGGAAGAGACUCCGAGAAGGGUGGGAGGGGUCGGGGUUAGGGAGAGUAGAAAAAAGGAAAAGAAAAAAGGGGAUCAGCCAUCCAGCCAAAGGAGAGAAGUGGGCGACACCAAGAGACCGAGACUGGAGCCAGAGGAGAGAGGCAACGGGAGCUGUGGGACGCGAGGUGGAAAUGGCUCAGCGUCUGCGUUUGUGCUUUGGCUCGGGCCGCAGCAACACGGCCCCGGAGGUCCUGGAAGGAGACUCCGAGGAGCCGCAGGGAGACGGCGACGUGGUCGCGGCGCUCGGCAUGCGGCGGCCUCCGGUAUCGACGUCCGCCCGGGGGCCCGCCGCCCCCCCACCGGGAGCUUCGUGGUCGGAGCCCUCUCUGAAGCGCAGCUCCUCUAUGUUCAUGCCGCAGCUCGCCACCUACGCGGAGCCGCGGCCCACCAAGAGCUCCUCCGUGCACAUCUCCCUCCAGCGCUCCAACGGGUCCAGCGCCCGAGAUUUCCGUGGUUACGCCGACGACGUCCCGCCGCCCUGCUAUACGCCGCCGGGACCCGCGCCCGCCUAUUCUGAGCGGAUCCCGCCGGACGUUCCGCGACACCCGCCGCCGCCGUACGAGUGCCCAGACGCUUUCAACUCGCAGUCUUUUACGACGGAGCCGAACCUGCCCAAACGCAGGGUCUUCAGCAUCGGCUCCAAUGGCCACACUACGUAUCGCAUAGGCCAACCGAAUAUCAGUGUCGGUGGUAUUUGCAUCCAGAGGAACUCUCCUGAUGGGUCGGAUGUCCAGCAUUUCAGGAUCCACCCCUAUGGCGCUACCGGCUGGUCCGUCUGGCAGCAGAGCUCGGACCCGUGCUCUGUGGUUAACGGCGGAACCCAGAGGCUCGUGUUUCAGCUCCAGCAAAGUCAGAACCAGGAUCCGAGCCAGGACGAAUGCCCAGAUGUCGGCGCCGCCGGCUCCAGAGGAAGCCGCGUGGCGCGCUACCCGAGAAUUCGACUGGAAAGACGCUCGUCUCAACCGAGGCUGGAAAAUCAACGCGAGGAAAGUGGCGCGGAUGGCCGAGCGACGGAGGAGAUCCAGACCGACGCGGAGAGAACGGAAGCGAGGAACCGAUCCAACGGGUGCACUUUCAAAAUCCGUGGGGAUUCUUCCCAGAGGCGGCCUCACUUCAAGAUCUAUUUUACCCCAGGCGGAGGGGGAGAUCCGGACGGUAGCUGUGGCAAGGAUUUGACGAAGAACAAUCCCAAGGCUGCUUCCAAGAAUGGCAUUUUCCAUCUCACACAGACGAGAGAUGAUUUCCUUGGACAGGUUGAUGUUCCGCUCAGUCAUUUGCCGACGGAGGACCCCGCGAUGGAGCGGCCGUACACAUUCAAAGACUUCCUGUUGCGGCCCAGAAGUCACAAGUCCAGGGUGAAGGGUUACCUGCGUCUGAAGAUGGCCUAUCUGCCCAAACAAGGAGGACCAGAGGAGGAGGCUGGAGAGAUGAGGGAGGAGGCUGAGGGAUGGGAUGAGUCUGUUGACUCGGGCUCCCAGCGACCCCAGCAGCUGCCUCCUCCGUUGCCCCCAGGCUGGGAAGAGAAGGUGGACAACCUCGGACGCACCUACUACGUCAACCACAACAAACGCAAUACGCAGUGGAAACGGCCUUCCAACACGGAUGUCAUGUCAGAGACAGAGAGUGACGAUCAACAGCGGCAGAUCAAUCAGGAAGCGCACCGUGUUUUCCGAUCGAGACGCCACAUCAGCGAAGACCUAGAGAACGAGCACCUGGAGCCGAGGGACAUCGACAACUCCUGGGAGCUCAUCACGGAAGAGGAUCCUAACGACAGCCUGGCCCAGUCUCAGCCCGGCGCCUCCUCCGUCUCGACAUCACAACUACCGGCAACACCCGCCAGCCAGGAGUUCUCCGAGGAUUUAGAUCUGAGGCUAUCGCUCACUCCCGAUACCAACGGCGAAGUGCCAGGGCCCAGCUCCGCUCUGAGCCAGCUAUCAAGCCGACUCCGAUCCUCCAGUAUGACGGACGGCGUCAGCGAUCCGACCCAAGCUCCUCCUCUUAUGCAGGGUUCCCAGACCAGAAGAACAAGAGCUCAAACAGUCUCGGGUGGUGAGGAGUCUAUGUCUCCCUCGGCGACAGCUUACGCCUUGACCACCCCUGGCCUGCCCCCUGGAUGGGAGGAGAGGAAGGACGGCAAGGGACGAACUUAUUACGUCAACCAUAACAGCCGCACCACUACGUGGACUAGGCCAAUUGUGCAGCUGACUGAAGACGGAGCCAGCACCUCGGCGGCAGAAUCAGGAGGAGCGUCGGCCCUGGAACCCCCAUCCACCCCCUCCUCUUCCAAUGCCUCCAACAACCACCUCCACGAGCCCCUGAUCCGACGAGCUCGUAGCCUCAGCUCCCCGACUGUCACCCUUUCCCUUUUGGAGGGAGCCAACAACGUCCAGGUGCGGAGGGCUGUGAAGGACACGUUGUCCAACCCGCAGUCCCCCCAGCCGUCCCCCUACAGCUCCCCCAAGACGACCCCCAAGGCGCAGCAGAGCUUCCUGCCCCCGGGCUGGGAGAUGAGGAUAGCCCCCAAUGGACGGCCUUUCUUCAUCGACCACAACAGCAAAGUCACCACCUGGGAGGAUCCCAGGUUGAAAUACCCGGUCCAUUUGAGGAAUAAGACCUCGAUUGAGCCCGGGGAACUCGGCCCUCUUCCUCCUGGAUGGGAAGAAAGAGUUCACUCGGACGGACGCACCUUCUACAUUGACCACAAUACAAAGAACACGCAGUGGGAGGAUCCUCGGCUGCAGAAUCCGGCCAUCACAGGACCUGCCGUUCCCUACUCCAGAGAGUUCAAGCAGAAAUACGACUACUUCAGGAAGAAGUUGAAGAAGCCGGCUGACAUCCCCAACCGCUUUGAGAUGAAGCUCCACAGGAACAACGUCUUCGAGGAGUCGUACCGUCGGAUCAUGUCCCUGAAGAGGCCGGAUGUCCUGAAGGCUCGGCUGUGGAUCGAGUUUGAGUCGGAGAAAGGACUGGACUACGGGGGCGUGGCCAGAGAGUGGUUCUUCCUCCUAUCGAAGGAGAUGUUCAACCCUUACUACGGCCUGUUUGAAUACUCUGCGACAGACAACUACACUCUCCAAAUCAAUCCCAACUCUGGCCUGUGCAACGAGGACCACCUCUCCUAUUUCAAGUUCAUCGGGCGCGUGGCGGGAAUGGCCGUGUUUCAUGGAAAACUUCUGGAUGGUUUUUUCAUCCGACCCUUCUACAAGAUGAUGCUGGGAAAACAGAUCUCCCUUAAAGACAUGGAGUCCGUGGACAGUGAGUACUACAACUCUCUGAAGUGGAUCCUGGAGAAUGAUCCCACUGAGCUGGACCUCAGGUUCUGUAUUGACGAGGACAACUUUGGACAGACGUACCAGGUGGACCUGAAGCCCAGCGGCUCAGACAUGGUGGUCACCAACGACAACAAAAAGGAAUACAUUGACCUGGUCAUCCAGUGGAGGUUCGUCAAUCGAGUCCAGAAGCAGAUGAACGCCUUCCUGGAGGGCUUCACUGAGCUCAUUCAAAUAGACCUGAUCAAGAUCUUUGAUGAAAAUGAACUGGAGCUGCUCAUGUGUGGUCUCGGGGACGUGGACGUCAACGACUGGAGGCAACACACGGUUUACAAGAACGGCUACUGUCCCAACCACCCUGUCAUCCAGUGGUUCUGGAAGGUCGUCUUGUUGAUGGAUGCUGAGAAGAGGAUCCGACUCCUCCAGUUUGUGACGGGAACGUCCCGAGUGCCCAUGAACGGCUUUGCCGAGCUUUAUGGUUCUAAUGGACCUCAGCUGUUCACCAUAGAGCAGUGGGGAACACCAGAAAAGCUGCCAAGAGCUCACACGUGUUUCAACCGCUUGGAUCUGCCCACUUACGAUUCAUUUGAGGACCUGAGAGAGAAACUCCUCAUGGCUGUGGAGAACGCGCAGGGCUUCGAGGGGGUCGACUAAGGCGCCGGCGUCCGACUGCAUCCGUCCCACCGGCCGACGAUAGAAAAACAAAAACAUGAGAAAAAGCCACGGGGGGGAUAUCGAAGCAGCUGCUGUCGCCGUUCUGUGCGAGCAUGUCGUACCGUAACGCCCGGCGGCCUGAGACUGCACAGCGGUUUGUCGAGCCGAUGCGCCUACGUCUUUAAAUCUUUUCAGAGGUUCGGUCAUUCCUUAAAGGUGCUGGGGAAAGAACGGGAGAGUCUCACUGUCGAAUGCUGAAACCUAUUAUCCACAGGCAUGAGCGGUGAAUGAGCCGGCCCCCGAUCUGCCAUUUCUUUCCUUUCUACCCUCAUCCUGUGAAAAUCUGCAGUGCUGGAAAACACUCAUGCAUUUCAAAUAGCUCCUUUAUGUCCACUUUAGCACAGUCUUCAAGCGCCCUUCAAAGGAGGGGACUUAGCAUGGCCUUAAUCUGGCUCUUCCAUGCACUCUUUCUCUAAGAAACUGCAACGGCACGAUGAUCGCAACUCUCUCGAAUCCUUAGACCAACACCAGAUUACCUUAGGAACGCUAGCCAAUCACAUUUCAGGAAAUCGGCCACGCCCCUCCGUCGAGUCUCGUCUCGAUGUCGUUUGAUCAGAAAUCGCCGCCGCAGCCUUUUUGUCGAACAAUGUUUUCAGUUUAUUAGCCGCUGGUUAGGAUUCAAGAAUGGGGGAUGAAAUAAUCCCCAACCGUGAUUAUCUUUUUAAAGCAUUUUUUUGUCAUGAAAGACAUUUGUUUAUUUGUUUUUUAAAUCAUUGGUAUAAUUCUUGCAGGAAAAUACUCGGCGUAUUUAUUCCGAUGAACAAUGUUGUUUACUAUUUCGACGACGCUGUGUGACGCGUGAAGUGUAACUCGGGCUCGUCUGGGAACGAAUUACUCCACAUCAUUUGUUCUGGCAAGCGUGUUGAAUAAAAUGUUUUAUAUCGUCGUGCUAUGAAAGCAGCAUGAAACCGUAUCUCGUGGUUGCUUUGACGACAUCGUAGCGAUUUGGGCGUAUCGUCGGUCUCGAAAAUCAAGGAUGGCGAACAAAAUCUUUGGGAUAUUUCUGAGACGUGUGCGUCACGAUCACAUUAAUAUCCUCAUGCCCGUUGCUGUUUAUAAUGCUGUACAUUGUUCUGGGAGGGGGGCACAUUUUAAGUUCUUUCAUUCUAUAUAAAUAUAUGUAUGAAUUUAACAAGUAUUACUGAUCAACAACACUAAAAUGAAGCUGCGCGGGUGUUGGAGAGUAAAGCUGUGAUUGCCACUGAAUAUAAAGCAGCACGUUUCUUACACAGAAAAACAAUGUUCUUUUCUUUUGUUGUUGUUUUUGUUUCACUCCUUUUUCUAACACCUUGAACCUAAAGGGCACUUUAUAGAUCACCGAGGUCACGUCGCCUGUCGUAUGUCUUUUGUCGGUAACCUGAAUGUGACUCUUUGUUUCCGUUCGGAGCACUCACCUGGUGCAAUAUGAAUAGUCUGUAAAUCUGGGCUGCUGCUAAGGUAGAUAAAGUUGACAGAAGUGAAGCAGAGGCUUCACACCCUUUUAGUUUUCUCUCCCCCCUCCCCUCCCUGCUGUGAUCCCCCACUCAAACUCACUCGGUAAAUAUUUGUCCUUUUUUUAAUGAAUGACAGGAAAUAUCACUUUUGUUAAAGAUUCCGCCACUCUGCAACUCUUUGUGGUUCAUUUAACUUCCGUCAAAUAAAAAUGAAACUAC
Molecule: messenger RNA, 6518 nt
Organism: Pseudoliparis swirei
Lineage: Eukaryota; Metazoa; Chordata; Actinopteri; Perciformes; Liparidae
Gene: nedd4l
Product: NEDD4 like E3 ubiquitin protein ligase
Exons: 28
Coding region: 1015-4806 (1263 amino acids)
Biological process (GO): ubiquitin-dependent protein catabolic process; regulation of dendrite morphogenesis
Molecular function (GO): ubiquitin protein ligase activity; protein binding; sodium channel inhibitor activity
Source: RefSeq, a predicted model, not a curated record